Molecule: messenger RNA, 1419 nt
Organism: Cuscuta epithymum
Lineage: Eukaryota; Viridiplantae; Streptophyta; Magnoliopsida; Solanales; Convolvulaceae
Source: the annotation of a GenBank genome assembly
GUUGGACAUAAAAAAAUGGUUUUGGGCGGGGAUCAGCUAAGGGAACGGGUCAAGGCUGGAAGCCACCGAGAAAGAGAGAGUUGAAAAAUGGGGAGGGAGGUAUCUGAGAGCUGUGUAGAGAGUUUGCUGACGGAGAUUGUUUCUUCCUACUGCAAUGGUUUCUAUGCCGAUAAACCGGAGCUCGCCGCCCGACGGAUCGAAGCCAUUGGGUUUCAAGUAGGUCACCAACUUUCUGAAAGAUACACGAUGGAACGACCUCGGUUCAGUGACCAUUUGGAAGCUAUCAAGUUCAUCUGCAAGGACUUCUGGUCUGAGCUCUUUAAGAAACAGAUAGACAACCUAAAGACAAACCAUAGGGGUACCUUUGUGUUGCAAGACAAUAGGUUUCGUUGGCUGUCUCGGAUGCCUAUGGAUCCAUCACUUGAAACCUCUGGAUCUAUUCAAGAUCCAUCUGCCAUGGCUGAGAACAAAACUGCACAAGCAAUAGGAAUGCACCUUUAUUUUCCUUGUGGAAUCAUCAGGGGAGCACUUUCAAACCUUGGAAUUCCAUGUGCAGUAUCUGCUGAUAUAUCUAACCUGCCUGCGUGCUCAUUUGUGGUUCGUAUAAAGGCUUGAUGAGCUCUGGUGAUAAUUAAGCGGUGGUUGGGCUUCAGAUUGCCAUCACUUUUUUCAUCAUAUAAAUUUCUAUUUUCUAUCCUUAGUUCUGGUCAACUACAGAUCUCCAACUGAACUAUUGUAUUAGCCAUCAAUCUAUUUAUGAUAACGCGCGCACCAUCUUCAGGGGUUGUUAUAAUUGCUUUGGAUUUUGUAAUUCAUUUUGUUCUGGCUGGUACUGCUUCAUGACCAAAUUUUCCAAAGAAUGUGAAUGUCCGAAAUGCAGCAUGCAGGUAACCGGGUGAAUACUUGGUCUGUAUUUGGAGAAGCUAAGGGCCAAAUUGGAAAUUAAAAUUAGGUAGGAGACUUCUAAUCCCUAAACCCCAACAAUCUCCCCCCCCCCACCCACCCCCCAAAGAGAAAUGAAUUAGCAGCAGACUGAAGCUCCUGGCUUGCUAAAGAUGUGAAGAUAUCACAAACCCGUGAACCUGUGACCCCCCCCCCCCCCCACCUCAAGUUCUUUUAUUUGUUGCUUGCCUAUUUCAAUUGUUCCUUUGAUGUGUUAUUUGCAUUAAAGGUGCAAAUUCAGAGGUCCGAAUGUCCUGCAAGUUUGGGCUCUCUUGCUUUCUUACCCUUUCCUUUUGAUUGAUUUCGUUUCAUUUGUGCAUUCUUUUUUGUAUAGGAGAGAGGAAUUAUGGAUGUAUUCAUUUAUAUACGUGGUAUUCAAUUAUACUAGAUUCUCACCUGUGUAAUGCACGGAAUAAAAUGUAGUAAAAAUAUAUGAGUAUUUGUAUACAUUAAUAGCAACAUCAAAGUAUUGAUACA